Molecule: messenger RNA, 656 nt
Organism: Cololabis saira (Pacific saury)
Lineage: Eukaryota; Metazoa; Chordata; Actinopteri; Beloniformes; Belonidae
Product: thiosulfate:glutathione sulfurtransferase
Exons: 4
Coding region: 85-606 (173 amino acids)
Cellular component (GO): mitochondrion
Molecular function (GO): thiosulfate-cyanide sulfurtransferase activity
Source: RefSeq, a predicted model, not a curated record
UUUGACCACGUAAAUAGGAAUGGCGGCCGGCUGGCCGCAGUGCCAGAGCCAGAGUUUAGAGCAGGCCCGCAGUGAACGGUAGUCAUGGUUCCAGCUCCCCGCAGUCUGCGUCGCGCUCCUCUCCUCCUAAUGAUGCUGUCCUCAGUGCUGUCCCGAGGUUUCUGUCAGGUUGUUACUGAGGCCAAUCUUAAGUCUUACCCCACCUUUGCUUCGUUUAUCCGGACUUUUACAGCCUCAACUCCGACAUCCGGAGCAGAAGACGCAGCUUCAGUGGUGACCCACGCACAGCUGAAGACCAUGUUGUCCAACCGCGACAUUCAGCUUUUUGAUGUGAGAACCCCAGAAGAAUACCAGGCUGGCCGCAUUCCUCAGGCUGUCAACAUCCCACUGGACACGCUGGAGGAGUCACUCAAGCUCAGCCCGGAUGACUUUGAGCAAAAGUUUCAAACAAAGGCUCCUGGAAAAAGUGAUGACAACAUCGUGUUUCAUUGCAAAAGUGGAAACAGGAGCAGCAAAGCACUGAGCAUUGCUCGUCAGCUGGGAUUUUACCGGGCAAGACAUUACAAAGGAGGGUACACUGAGUGGGUCGAGCAAGAAGAAAAAUGAAUCCAUGCCAUACAUGCAAAAUAAAGACCUGCAUAUUACAAACUGAUAAA